Molecule: messenger RNA, 768 nt
Organism: Amoebophrya sp. A120
Lineage: Eukaryota; Dinophyceae; Syndiniales; Amoebophryaceae
Source: the annotation of a GenBank genome assembly
AUGACUUUGGGCUCUGACCAGAUCGACGGCAGCUUUCCGAAAGACUGGAUUGGCGUGUUUCUGGACCACCACCAGGUCCCCGGGGGCCCGCUGGGAGGGGCGGUGUUGAACCGCAUGUUCUUUGCCACGCAGCUAUGAAAGGGGUAAAGAAGUAGAAGUUUGCUCCUCGCACCGAUUGCACGUUGAAUAGUAGUACUUGCAUACGAGCAAAGUUGAAAUAAUGAAGCCGCGAUUUUUUCCUCGUUGAUUUUACAUGACAAGACCGGUUUAGAAUAGGGUUUAGAUGAAUAGUUUAGGGCUCGUCCUAUUGUGAUUUUACAUGACAAGACCACUCAGCGGCUGGCACUGGUACCGUAUUCAUAAUCAUCGAGUGCCGGAACAGUAUUAUCGAAAUAAGUUAUGUGCAGUUAAUAGCAGACUGUCGCUAUCUUUGUCGUGGAUGGAGAUGUUGUGCGUCUGUGUUUGCGGUCCUGGUGCUUUUUCAAUUCAUAAAAACACGCCUGGGACGACGUGAACUUCGGCGCGGAAUCGGUGAUGGUGGUGCAGCACAUCACGGUGGGUCGAUGCUUCUCGUGUGACCAGUUGCGGGUCGACCUAUUGACGGCGGAUCCGGAUCCGCGCUUGGUCAAUCCUUUCGAGGACCAGCCCAGCCGAAGGGUGGAUCUGUGGGUUCAGAAGGCACUGCAUCAAGCUUUGCGGCCAAUGCUGGGAAAUGAUAUCGCGGACCACAUUGAGAAGUUCCUGGGGAUUUUAGAAAAUGAAGCCUAG